AUGAACAACAUGAUGACGAACCUGUCCUACAAGCCAGGUGGAAUGGCUUCAGCUACCGCUGACCCAAGCAACACGGGAUGUUUGGGCAUGCCGGGAGGUGGAAGUGCAGAUGCUGAGUUCACGAAGGGAGGCGGCAAGGGCAAAGGCAAGGGUAAGGGUAAAGCGGGCAAUGAUGUCAUUCCGAAGUUUGGAAAUCCGAAGAAGGCUAAGAAGGUGGAUGAAAUGCCUGUGAAGCCUCUGGAUGCGGUCAAUUGGAUGAUGGAAAAGUUGGUCAAGGCUGUUGGAGAAGCCAAGAUGUUGAGUGUUCGACUUCAUGGUGACACCAUCAAUACGCACAUUGAUGAGAUGAACAAGAGCUUCACCAUGCUUCAGCGCAUCCACGGGCAAAAGGAGACCCCGGACUCGCAGUGCUUUGCGGCUGUGGAGCUCGCGCAGCAGCGCAUUGACAUGUACAAGGAGGAUAAGAUGGAAGCCAAUCGCGUUGCCCCGAAGCCGAAGAAGGCCAAGGGCAGCAAGGACCUGACAAGGAUGCUGAUGACGAAGAUGAAGACAACGAGUGAUUCGGAGUGCUACCUAGGCGCUUGGGUCAUGGAGCAUAGGAAAGGGCAUCUGUCCAAUCACCCGCUUAUGGGGGCAAACUACGCAAUGUUCGUGGGCCGACUGCAGCUGGCGAGGGCACUGGCUGCAAAAGCUGCUGCCAAGCGGCCAGUUAAAGAUGAAGAUGACGAAGCGGUGCCUUGCGGCCAAUCAACUUGCGGACUGGAGGAUGGCGUGGAAGAUGGCUCACUUACAAAAGAGCCUGGUGACUUCAGUGAACUGUUGAUUUGCAACUAUGCAAUUGGGAAGAGCAGUGCGGCAAAUGUGCAAGCACUUGCAAAGAAAGCUGUUUCGUGGUGCAAAGCUUCUGGCGGGAAAGUGGGCUCUACAGACCUUGUGUGGAAGCUUUCGAAGUUAGCUACUUCAGGAAAGCAUCCGCAGAACGCCGAGAGGGACUUGCAGGCGACUGUGCAACGUUAUGGCAAGAGCAUGAAGAUCCACGUGGACAGUGUCCCAGUCAGACUGUAUGACCCUGCUACGGAGGAGAUCACACAAAGCUCCAUAGAUGUACUUUGCCCAAUUUCUCUUGCACAUGCUAUAUGGAGAGAAGGUGCAGACCUUUUCGAGGCCAUCUUUCUAGGUUCGCAAGGUGCAUCUGGUGCGAAAGCAUUUUGGGAAAAUGCGAAACAAAACGCUUCCUGGUUCAAGAACAGCCAGAUUCCAAAGGAAUGCUACAAAGGAUUGCUGCCCCUCUACCUGUAUGGGGACGAUGUGGAGGCCUAUAGGAACUCUGAUCCGGGGGCAGUGUCCGCACUUGGAUGGGGAUGCGACUUUGGAUACAAGAACGAAGCAAUGCUACAGAACUUCUUGUUAACCUGCUACGCAGAAUACACUGCGUGCGAGCACACCCACGACGACUUGUUGCAGCAUCUCAUGAAGAAAUUCCAGGCUAUGGGGGACCCUUCUCUGGAGCACCCAUGGCAUGCGGCUGGCUACAGGUUCAUGUUUGCUGGCUGCCGCGGCGACCUCAAGUGGAUCAACGCAAUAAACGGGAAAAGGGUGUCAUUUUAUCUUGCUGAGAAAGCUGUUGGGAGAUCCCAACGUGAAGGGCGCACGUUUCUGGAUGAGUUGGUUGCAGUUUGUGCCUGGUCUUACUGCUCAAUGCUGCGACAGAUGGAUCAGUAUGGCCUACUACUUUCGCAAGCAGAAGCUUCCCUGCUACAUGAGCAUGGUAUGUUGCAUCUUCAGUGCUACGCUCACCUUCGAUAUUUGAGCGCCAUGACAAAGGGCAAAGUACUCCUUCGAAGUUCGUUCCCAAUCCUCCCGAAACAUCAUUACCUACAGCACUGUUUAGAGGAGGCACUUCAGAGCUUGAUCAAUCCAGGCCAUUAUAACCUUUUGGCCGCGGAAAGUUGGGUGGGCACGAUCGGCCGGAUCAGUCG
Symbiodinium pilosum is the source of this 1979-nucleotide messenger RNA. Lineage: Eukaryota; Dinophyceae; Suessiales; Symbiodiniaceae. The record is from the annotation of a GenBank genome assembly.